Molecule: messenger RNA, 1455 nt
Organism: Caenorhabditis briggsae
Lineage: Eukaryota; Metazoa; Nematoda; Chromadorea; Rhabditida; Rhabditidae
Exons: 8
Coding region: 1-1455 (484 amino acids)
Biological process (GO): proteolysis
Molecular function (GO): cysteine-type peptidase activity
Source: RefSeq, a predicted model, not a curated record
AUGCGAUAUGAUUUUCAGGUGCACUGGUCGAAUUCCACUGUAGCAGAACGAACAUGGGAAACGGAAGAGAGUAUCGGAAGUUCACAACAGAUGUUACUAGAUUUCAAGAGAGCGAAGAAACUACCUCUAGAACACCAGAAAAUUUAUAAGAGCUAUGCUUUGGAUGUUUACCAGAGACUGGUAAAAGCCGCGAAACUAUUCAAGCCAGUCGACGUUGAGAAUGCUGCUGAAAUUGUUUCUGUCGCAAGUGGAAUCCAAUCAAAUCAUCGUGUGGAACUCCGCUUUUCUAAUUCGGCUAUAGAAACGUCGUCUCAAGAAGAUUUCGAAGUAGAAGCGCCACGUAGGGAACAUAUAGAAGUCGUAAACGAGGACAUGUCAAAUAAUAUCGCGCCUACCGAAGCUCCGAUGAAACCAGGGGAAGCGAAACGAGGCGAGAAGCCAGCUAUUGCUAGAGAGGAUUCGAAUAUAUCGUCGGUUACAGUGAAUGCUGAUCAUUUGUGUGAAACACCACCUCCCACAUUUAAAGUUAAACGACUCGAUCCUUUUAACAUCUUCUAUAAGGGUAAAUCGUUCACAAUACCGCCUCUGUUUCGAACCGAAUGGAACGGCAGUAAUGAGGACCGAACACUUCUCAACGAUACUGUCAUCGAAUUCUACUUGUGUCACUUUCUGUGGGAUAAGCUAUACGACGACAAUACACGAAGUCGCUUUCAUGUGUUUAACACAUUCUUUUACGAUAAACUUCAAACACGUCUUCGUUAUCAUUUCAGAGAUGUUCAACCCAGGCAGUCAGAGCUCGGAACCCACUACAAUAACUUAUUUCAAAGAGGGAAGCCAGGUACUCUGUUGCGAAAAGAAGUUCUCGUGAUUCCCUGUCAUAUUAGAAAGCCGAAACAUUGGUUUCUUAUCCUGGUUCACAAUCCAUCAGGAGCAGUUAUACGUCGUAGAGCAUCUAACGAAGUCGACGAUAACAAUAACAGAAAACAAAAGUCGCUAUCCGCUCAGAUAGCUGAGUAUGCACAGUUCGAAGAAGGGAGCGAAUGUCGCAUAAUUAUUAUGGACAGUCUUUGUCAUAGCCGCAGAUUCGGCCCAGAUCUCGCCAAAGCACAUGAAGAAGCAUUUGAUUCGAUCCGAGUUUGGCUACAAAUGGCUGCUGCUGCAAAUGGAGAGGAGCUUAGGGCGUGUCGUGUCAAGUAUAUUCGUGAAGUACUGAUAAUACAAAAGAACGGUGUGGACUGCGGAAUUUUUAUGAUGGCAUUCGCCGAGUAUUUCACAUGGUUUAACACCGAAUGGCUGAGGGCUCCAACAGAUUCGCUUGUAAAUAUGAGAAUGGAUGACGAUCUGAAACAUCUGCUGGACAGUGUAGAACCACGCAUGCGGCUGGAGGCGAUUCUCCAGAAAUUCACGACUUCGAAAAGGGAAAACUCAACUCUCCCACCAUCCCAAAAUAUGUAA